AAUUAGAUAGCCAUCGGAGAUGCUCUAACCUAGCUAGUUGUCAAGCUAGUAGGUUGAACUUGCUUUGCUCACUCUCAAAUUUCUUAUAUAAACCCACAUAUCCUCUGUCUAGUUUCCUCAUUCCAUAAAAUAUUUUACACAAUAACUCCAUACAACAAUUAAGGCUAACUUAAAAAUGAGCACCCUUGGACCAAUCUUGGCCAUUCUCGUGGUGGCGGUUGCUUGUAUGUCAACCACCUUAUUAGUUACAGCUCAAAACUGUGGUUGUGCCUCUGGUUUCUGCUGCAGUAAAUUUGGUUACUGCGGUAAAACAGCUGAAUACUGCGGUGAAGGGUGCAAACAAGGCCCUUGCACUUCUGGUUCAACUCCUACCACCCCAAGUGGUGGUGGUGGUGGUGGUGGUUCGGUGUCGAGUUUGGUGACAGAGUCGUUCUUUAAUGGGAUUGUUAACCAAGCAGCAUCAAACUGUGCUGGUAAAAACUUCUACACAAGGUCUGCUUUCUUGAAUGCUCUAAAUAGUUAUCCUCAGUUCGGUACUGGUGGAUCUGCUGAUGUUACUAAGCGUGAAGUUGCUGCUAUGUUUGCUCAUUACACCCAUGAAACUGGACACUUUUGCUAUAAAGAGGAGAUUAUGAAAUCAGCAUACUGUCAACCGAGUGCACAAUAUCCAUGUAAUCCAAGCAAGCAAUACUAUGGCAGAGGACCAAUUCAAAUAUCAUGGAAUUACAACUACAUACCAGCUGGUAAAAGCAUUGGAUUUGACGGUUUAAAUGCACCAGAAACAGUUGCAAAUGAUGCUGUUGUUGCAUUCAAAACAGGAUUCUGGUUUUGGAUGAACAAUGUUCAUUCUAAGAUUAACCAAGGUUUUGGUGCUACCAUUCGAGCUAUCAAUGGAAUCGAAUGUGGUGGUGGAAACACAGCUGCUGUAAAUGCUCGUAUUAAUUACUAUAAAAGUUACUGUAAUCAGCUUGGUGUUUCACCCGGGGAUAACCUUUCUUGCUAAGGGAAUAUGUAAAGAUGGCCAUGGGCUGGGCCACCCGAGGCAAGGCCCGGCCUGACCCGUUACAAAAAAAAAAGAAAGUAGAAUAUGAACUAAGGGUUAUGUGUAGCUACUUCUUCUCAAUUAUGCAAAAUAAGUGUACACUCGAUUUUAAGAUCGUGCAUUGCAAGGGCUGGAAAUUAAAUAAAUGAACAAUAAGAGCUGAGUGUAGGGAUUAAGGAGUU
Molecule: messenger RNA, 1224 nt
Organism: Spinacia oleracea (spinach)
Lineage: Eukaryota; Viridiplantae; Streptophyta; Magnoliopsida; Caryophyllales; Amaranthaceae
Product: endochitinase A
Exons: 2
Coding region: 176-1003 (275 amino acids)
Biological process (GO): chitin catabolic process; cell wall macromolecule catabolic process; carbohydrate metabolic process
Molecular function (GO): chitinase activity; chitin binding
Source: RefSeq, a predicted model, not a curated record